Molecule: messenger RNA, 3185 nt
Organism: Elgaria multicarinata webbii
Lineage: Eukaryota; Metazoa; Chordata; Lepidosauria; Squamata; Anguidae
Gene: RNF2
Product: ring finger protein 2
Exons: 7
Coding region: 103-1113 (336 amino acids)
Cellular component (GO): ubiquitin ligase complex; PcG protein complex
Molecular function (GO): ubiquitin protein ligase activity; chromatin binding
Source: RefSeq, a predicted model, not a curated record
GGGGGUGCCGACGGCGGGGGAGGUGACAACGACGGGCAAGAAAGCCGCGCUGGCGGGAGGGAGAGGGCAAGCCACCGAGAGGUAGCGAACAACGGGGCCGCCAUGUCUCAGGCUGUGCAGACAAAUGGAACACAGCCUUUGAGCAAAACAUGGGAGCUCAGCUUAUAUGAACUUCAAAGAACACCUCAGGAAGCAAUAACAGAUGGCCUGGAGAUAGUGGUGUCACCUCGAAGCCUCCACAGUGAGCUGAUGUGCCCCAUUUGUUUGGAUAUGUUGAAAAACACCAUGACUACUAAGGAAUGUCUACAUCGUUUUUGUGCUGAUUGUAUCAUCACAGCCCUCAGAAGUGGAAACAAAGAAUGCCCUACUUGUCGUAAAAAACUCGUUUCUAAAAGAUCACUGAGACCAGACCCAAACUUCGAUGCUCUCAUCAGUAAAAUUUAUCCAAGUCGUGAUGAAUAUGAAGCUCACCAGGAACGAGUCCUAGCAAGGAUCAGCAAGCAUAAUAACCAGCAAGCUCUGAGCCAUAGCAUUGAGGAGGGCCUGAAAAUCCAGGCCCUGAACAGGUUACAGAGGGGCAAGAAACAACAGAUAGAGAAUGGCAGUGGAGCAGAGGACAAUGGUGACAGCUCACACUGUAGCAAUGCUUCAACUCACAGUAAUCAGGAAGCUGGGCCAAGUAACAAAAGGACCAAAACAUCUGAUGAUUCUGGGCUAGAACUGGACAAUAACAAUACAACAGUAGCUAUAGACCCAGUAUUGGAUGGUGCAAGUGAAAUAGAACUAGUUUUUAGACCCCAUCCUACACUAAUGGAAAACGAUGACAGUGCACAGACAAGGUACAUAAAGACCUCUGGCAAUGCCACAGUAGAUCACUUGUCGAAGUACCUAGCUGUGAGACUGGCGUUGGAAGAACUACGGAGCAAAGGAGAGUCAAAUCAGAUGAAUCUUGAAACAGCCAGUGAGAAGCAGUACACAAUUUAUAUUGCUACAGCGAAUGGCCAGUUCACUGUGUUAAAUGGCUCAUUUUCCUUGGAGUUGGUCAGUGAAAAGUACUGGAAAGUGAAUAAGCCCAUGGAGCUCUACUAUGCACCAACAAAGGAGCACAAAUAAGCCUGACGGAGACUUUGAGUUGGAACUGUAAUUACUUUUAUAGCUUUGGUUUGCUUUAAAUAAGUGAAGCACCAUCCUCUGCAUCAUGCACAACUGCUGAGAGAUUUGGAUUCCUUGAUGAAUAUUAUUAAUUACUAGACAGUAUUUUGUGUGAUAUUUAACUUUCUUUCCUCUAGAGGACUGAACAAUCUGUACAUUCCAUUGGUGCUCUCAAAUGUGCUUUUGAUUUGGUGGCUCUUGUUCCAUGUGCAUGGUAUUAGAAGCAGGAAAGGUUUCAUGGCAGACUUUAUACUACCACCUUGAUGAGUGUUGACAAGGGACAACAGAAAUGAUUGGAAUCUAAAGAACUCUCUUUAGUUACAGCAAUGUUAGAGCACAUAUGGUCAAAGUAGGUUUACUAGUAGUUGACUGCUUGUAAUGCUAAAGAAACCGCUGGUUCUGGGGGACAGAGGGGCUGUUCACAGCACUAACUAAACGCUUAUGCAUUGCCCAGGUAACGAGUCCUUCUCUUUUGUAAAUAAAAACUCAAUUCACAAGUAAUAUCCUGUCUGUUCCCAAAUAGGUGCCCAUCUUGGGAAUGUGAGUAAUUCUUUCUCUCCCUGCUUUCAUCAUGCUUACUGUAACUGGGGUAUUCUCAGAUAAGGAGAUGACACCCUCUUCAAAUCAUAUUUAAGAGAAUCCUAGUUAACUUUAACCAUGUUUAAUAUUGGCGUCAAGUGUACAGAUUAACAGCAUUUAAAAGUAUGAGAGGGAAUUUACCCAGGGGAAGAACUUCAAGGAAGGGAAUGUACAUAUCUGAGGCUGGCUCACAAUUUGUUAACCAUGAUUUAUGAAGAAGCAAUAUAUUGGCCCAUUAAGGGGGAAAGUACUAGUAUUGAUACAUGUUAAAAAUUAGUAAUCUCUGCUGCUAGCUUGAGUGGCUUUAGUAUCGAUCAACAAAUUAAAUGAAGGGAAAGCAAUGUUUCUGGGCACACCAUCACCACAAGCCUGCAGGUUUUGAAAUUGGUGGGAUUCUUAUGUGGAAUCUUGAAUGUGCUAGAAGUAAAAGGCACAAAAAGUGCUUGUUUUUGUAAAAGUACUCCAACCGUUAACUUUUUCUCAGUAAAUACUAAUUGAUAAAUUUCUUCAAAAAUAUUCUGUGCAUUUCUUGCCCACGUUAAGAAUAUCUGGCAUUUGUUAUAUUAAUAAAUAAAAUGUAUUUAGGUGAUCUUCAUUUUCAACUGGGUAAGACCUCUGCAGUGUUUGAGUACACCGCAACCAAUUGCUGUGACUGGUUAUGGUAAAUCAGUAGUUUAUCAUCUUAGGCAUAUCUGUGUUCUUCACCUAGUGAGACUGCCAGGAAAUCAGGGACUUCUUUCACUGUUAACGCCUCACCCCAACCCCAGUGCAGUAUACUUGAUCUCUGUCAUUUGGUAUUGGGAAGGGAGAAGAGUGUCCAAACAUGUUUCUCAUCCUGUCCUUAUUGGGGUUAAGAAUCUAGAUAUGAUGCACGCCACUGUCAUGUUUUCCCUUAAGAAUCUGGUCAUUACAGAAUGUAGGAAGAAGCAUAAGCUUUUCACUCUUGAGGAUUAUUUUAGUCCUACAGGAAAGUAAAACUAUUGUAUAAUACUCCCUUUUUGAAGAGUUCUUCACUAUCAGACAUUCCUAAAUUAUGCUAGCAGUUUGUGCCAUGAAACUCCACAAUUACUAGACUUUUGGGGCUGGGGGAGGAGUUGUACUAUGUCUGUUCGGUUUUGUUCAGUACUUUUGUUGUAACGUACAAUUUAUAUAGCUUGGUAGUGCAUGUCCACUAAAUAUAAUCAGGUUUCUUUUUAUGUGAAAAAAUGUUUUUGUAUGGGCAAACAUCAGUUGCAUUAAGAACAAAUUUGAAUUGUGACUUUUCCAAAAUAAUGUUUAGCCCUGUAAGCAGAUAAAAGUGUCUGUAAAAUUCUGAAAAGUGUAUCUUCUAGGGGAAGGGAAUGUUGUUCCCAACUUAGUGUGGGAGAAUGUGAAUUUUUACUUCUAUGUUACAGUGAAUUCACUAAGUAUUUAUAUUUACUUAAAUACAUAAAGUAGCUGUUUUAAUCAAACAA